UCGGAGCGCGCCGCCCUCCGCCUGGGGUCCGGGUAUACGACCCUCGCCUGGGCCUCUCUGCUCCUGGAUGGUCCGCACUGUCCUCAGCUCUCGGCUUCGGCGCCCCGGCCCUGCGGUGGUCGGCGCGGACCGCCCGCUCUUUCCACACGGACCCCCAGCCGGGGCCACGGCCUGGGAUGGUGCGUUCUGCUGCAGAGACGCCCGGCACACUCAGUGCGGGGACAGCGCCCUUAGACUGGUGACCCGAGGUGCGCCGGGCCGGGGCCGGGCGACCCUCCGGCUUUCCGCCGGUUGUGCCUGGUUCCGCUCUGCCCUGUUGCCUGCGGGGCCUCCGCCUCCCGGGACUCUGGCCGGGUCCCUUCCCUGGGCUCCGGCCACGCCCUCCCCAGGCUCUCUCCUUUCCCUCACGCUCGGGCCCCGCCCCUCCCCGGCGCCCUGGUGGCUGGGCUGGGAACCACCGAGACAGCCGAGCCUCCCAGCCGCCCAGAACGGCCGGAAGUAUACGGGCAGGAGCGGGCGCGCGCUCCGAGCCCCGUUUCCGGCGUCGCCGCGCGUGCGGAGCCUCGGGCGGUGCUCGGUGAGGGUCUCUUGGCCAGGACACGUGGAUGCCCACCCACCGAGCCUCAUGGGGUCCCUGGGGUGCUGGUGUGUGUCCUUUCAGGAGGCUGUGACAUUUGGUGAUGUGGCCGUGCACUUCUCACGGGAAGAGUGGCAGUGUCUGGACCCUGGCCAGAGGGCCCUCUACAAGGAGGUGAUGCUGGAAAACCACAGCAGUGUGGCUGGACUAGCAGGAUUCCUGGUCUUCAAGCCUGAGCUGAUCUCCCGGCUGGAGCAGGGGCAGGAGCCAUGGGUCCUCGACCUGCAGGGAGCAGAGGGGAGAGAGGUGCCAAGGACCUCCCAGACGGAUUCCACAAUUAGGACUGAUAGUGAGCAGGCCUGUGAGGACGUGGACGUUCUGAGAGCGGAAUCCCGUGCGGUGAGGGUCAGAAUCCCCCCACAGAGUCCUGGCAUUGGAGACGCCUCUGAUUCUGAGGUCUGGUCAGAGAGGAAGCCAGGCUUCCUCUUCCAGAGAAACCGCUUAAACACAGGGACCGUGACUCCCAGGAAGACCUUUGCCAAGGAGGACGCCCAGGGACGUGGCGAGCUGGGGAGCAGUGGUGGCCUGCGUUGUCAGCCGGGUAAAAGUCAGGGCAGUACUGCAGAAGGGGCAUCCCGAAGAUGUGACAUGUGUGGCAGGAGCUUCAGAUCUGCUUCCAGUGUUGCUCUGCAUCAGGAAAUCAGCACACAGAAGAGACCUAGCAGAUGUCACGAGUGCCAAAAAAAAGUAUCUGAUUGCUUACAGGGGAAACAUCAAAGUAACUGCCAUGGAGAGAAGCCAUAUGAAUGUGAGGAAUGUGGGAAAGUCUUCCGAUUGUGCUCACAGCUUAAUCAGCAUCAGAGAAUCCACACUGGAGAGAAGCCAUUCAAAUGCACUGAGUGUGGAAAAGCCUUUCGCCUGAGCUCAAAACUUAUUCAGCAUCAAAGAAUUCAUACUGGAGAGAAGCCCUACAGGUGCGAGGAAUGUGGAAAAGCCUUUGGUCAGAGCUCCAGCCUCAUCCACCAUCAGAGGGUCCACACGGGAGAGAGGCCCUAUGGCUGCCGGGAGUGUGGGAAGGGCUUCAGCCAGCAGUCGCAGCUGGUCAGACACCAGAGGACUCACACUGGAGAGAGGCCCUACCCAUGCCAGGAGUGUGGGAAGGCCUUCAGCCAGAGCUCAACCCUCUCUCAGCACCAGCGGAUGCACGCUGGAGAGAAACCCCAAGCCCCAAGAACCCUGGAUAGUCCCAGUCUUAUUGCCCAUCAGAGGAUCCAUGCUGCAGAGAAGCCGUUUAAGUGCGAUGAGUGUGGGAAGGCUUUCAGGUGGGUCUCUCGCCUCAGCCAGCAUCAGCUGACUCACACUGGAGAGAAGCCUUACAAGUGCAACAAGUGUGCAAAAGCCUUCGGUUGUAGCUCCCGGCUUAUUCGCCACCAGAGGACUCACACUGGAGAAAAACCAUUUAAAUGUGAUGAGUGUGGGAAAGGCUUUGUCCAGGGUUCACACCUGAUUCAGCACCAGAGAAUUCACACUGGAGAGAAACCCUAUGAGUGUAGUGACUGUGGAAAGGCCUUCAGCCAGAGCUCCAGCCUCAUUUACCAUCAGAGAAUCCAUAAGGGAGAGAAGCCCUACGAGUGCCUCGAGUGUGGGAAAGCUUUCAGCAUGAGCACACAGCUCACCAUACAUCAGAGGGUCCACACAGGGGAGAGACCCUACAAAUGCAGUGAGUGUGGGAAAGCCUUCAGUCAGAACUCCACCCUUUUCCAGCACCAGAUAAUUCAUGCUGGAGUGAAGCCCUAUGGAUGUAGUGAGUGUGGGAAAGCCUUCAGUCGGAGUUCCUAUCUUAUUGAGCACCAGAGAAUACACACUCGAGCCCAGUGGUAUCAUGAAUAUGGGAAUACCCUGGAAGGUUCUGCCCCCGUGAGCCGUAAAAAAACUAAUACUGUAAAGAAACUGCAUAAAUGUAAUGAAUGUGAGAAAAUAUUCAGAUGGCGCUCACAUCUAAUUAUACAUCAGAGAAUUCAUACUGGAGAGAAACCUUAUAAAUGUAAUGAAUGUGGCAAAGCCUUUAAUCGGAGCUCAAGGCUGACUCAGCAUCAGAAAAUUCACAUGGGAUAGACCUUUGUAAUUCUGUAUAAAUGUGAAUAAACCUACAGCCUUAACUUACUUAUUUUAUAUGGGAUCAUUUAUAAUGAGAAAGAUUUAGAACAUUGGGAAAGAUUCAGAAUUGCUCUCUUGAGAAUAUCCAGAGAUAAUACAAAGUGUAUGUUCAUUUGCUGGAAUGUUUGACUUUGUCCUGUUCCAUGAAGCCUGUGUCCCUCGCGUCAGGGUACAUGUGUGCAGAGUUCUGAGUUCACCGAGGGGAGGCCCCAGGUCCUGUGGAUGAGAAAAGCCUGGUGAGCUCUGCCAGACGAGCAGGUGGAAAGGACUUACCCAGAAUGUCCUCCUUUAAGCACCAGUUUCUCAGCCUGGCUUCAGUGGUCAGGAUGUGUUAGCUCAUGUUAGUGGAAGUCCAGAAUAGGCGUGCGGAGAAUUCCGUCGUGCCUUCUUCACUGACUCCUUUUCGUUAAAUCGCAUCCCCCGUCAGAGCACCCCAGGGAUGCAGCCAUGCAAGGCCAGAGCACCCGGGUGCUGGCCUCUGCGGAGAAGCCGGUCAGCGUGACUGCCGUUCCUCAAGGGUGGACGUGCACGGGCCCUCCAGAAACAGCACCUGGGCCUGGGGACCUGCUCUGUAACUGUGGGGUGCUGCUUGCCCUCCCCGAGAUCCAGAGCCUGUCUGCCUCUCUCAGCGUUGUCAUGGGGUGGUUACAAGAGUUAAGCUGUGUAAAAGAACUCCUCUCACCAGGCGAGUACAAGCAGCCGCUUGCAUCACACCCCUGCUCCUCCCACUGCAGACCCCGAGCCUGUGUCUCCAGCCACACCGAGCGUGUGGGCCUGGGCCUCAGCACUGCGGGAGCGUCUUCUCGCAGCCCGGCAGAUCACGCAGAGGCCAGGGUGUGCACUGUUGACUGCUGCUUACCACACUUCCUCAGAACUCCUGCCAUGCAAACUGCCAGCUGGGAGGGUCUGUGAGCCGGCAGGUGAGCCUGGUGCCUUUGCACGGAGGUUGGCUGGAGACGGAGACUGCUGAGCAGGAGUCGGCAUGUUGGCGUGGUCACGUCGGUUCCCAAGUCCCACAGGGUGACGGCCCCAGUGGUGCCGUGUACACUGCGUGUGUGUUGCCAAGAAACAGCUUGGGGAGUCACCACGUUGAUAGUGAGCAGUGAGCAGGCCUGCUCGCUCUGUUGGGAGCUGGCAGGGUGGGGCCUUUACCUCAUCCCUCAGGGUUUCCUGCCAACACAGCCUUGAGAAACGGCCCCGGUGAAGAGUGGUCAGGGCCACUUGGUGCUCUUGCACUCGCGGGUAAGAACAUGCGGGGAGGUUACCUCUCCCAGCACUCGGCCCUGUGCCCGGAGGCUUUCUUGCCAGAACUUGAGUUUUCACAUGGGUCGGCCACUCCGUCAGCCACUCUGGUGAAUCUGACAGACAGGCUGGGAUCUCUUUGUCUCACAGAGCAUCUAAUUAAGGCCUCCAGAUGAGGCCGGCCUGCAGUAUUGACCCCAGCCCUGCCCCAAGGUCCUGGACCCACCAGCUGAACAAUUCCAGAGGACCAGGAGUCUUACUCAGAUGGGCUACCACCCAGUACCACCCACUCAGGACCUGCCGAUCUUUGGUGUCAUUGCCAGUAAUCACAGGGGCAGUAUCUGGGCCCCAGUGACCCCCCCCCCCCACUUCAGAUGGAGAAGCCCAUUUCUUGCACAUAUAGGCAGGUAACCAGAGGGGGACGGGUCACUUCAGAAUUUGUUGCAACACUUAUUUGGGUCACCAUCACCCUGGGUUUUGGUUGAGCCCAUGGGCAGAUCCCCGAGACAUUGCAGCCUUGAUCAUGCGUGGCACAGCCCCAGAGUAGGUUACAGAUUUGUAUCAGGUGAAACAAGUGCUGGCCCCUUGUUUGCACUGGGAGUUUCCAGAGCUUUUUGGUGGCAUUGGGAACAGCAGAGUUCAGGACGGUCGAGUCCAUGGGAGUUGUUUCCAGCACGUGGACAGGGAUCUCAGCCCUGCAGUAGGUCAGCCUGGUUGCCGGCGCAGCUGCUAAGCCAGGCGCACGUGUCACGUGUUCUCUGGCUGCAGUGUGGUUCUGGGGAUGAAGGUUGUCCCCCAACCUGCACCUGCACCUUCCCUCCCCAGGUGCCAGGACGCCGUGAAAUCUGUGCCCAGUUCAGUACACGGAAGUGUCUCCAGCUGUCCCCUCGUCCACCCAGAACUUGUGUCCAGAAGGGUCAAGACCAGAGGGCCAGGAACUUGUGUAAACUGCAGAGAUUAUGGACAUGAUGUCCCCCACCUUGGCUGCUGUGCUCAACUAGAUGGUCACCACCUUCAGGUCUGGACAGGGGUGGGCCCUAUCUGAAUGGGCUGUAAAUAUUCCAGGCUCUGUGGGUCACCCAACAAGGAGCCAAGAGUCACAGUCCUGGUUGGACACGCCACACUCCUGCUAUCUCUGGCACCUGGUGCUGUUGUGUGCUGACAGGGCUUCUCCAAACGAACCCACCUCCCUCGCCGCCUCCCAGCCCACAUGCUGUAGGAAGGCAACUUGGUCACUGAAUGCGCCGUCCUCAGAAGGGAAUCAUCUCCCAGCCACUUCCCAGGUGAUGACGAGACAAAGCCGUGGAAGGUUAUAUGGACUCCCCCAGAUUCCACCCUGGGCUUAAUGCUGCCUUCUUUCCCCUAACAGCAACCACAGGCUGGCCAAAAAGGGGCCCAAGGCUUCACCCUUCAAUCCCUCCAGCACCUGAACCCUGUGGACUGACAGGGUUCUAGAUCAGGGGCUGGCAAACUAUGGCCUGUGGGCCAGAUGCAGUCUGCUGCCUGCUCUUGUGCAGCCUGUUAAAGUAAUCAAACCCAGGCCAUUAGACUGGUGGCCCUAAUGGCUCGGUACCCAUGUGAGCAGACCGAAACCUAAGCCAGAGUCACUUCCUGUAAAUGCAUUCAUAUCAGAGACAAUGCAAUUUGGAAACAGCCAAUCACCAACAGCCAAGGAGGCUUUCCCCAAUGAGGCGACUGCUUGAGCUACAGCCAGUCGGUUUCCUUGCUCUGCUUCUGCGUCUUCUCUAUAGAGGCCCCUCCCAGCUCCUGUUGACACAGCGCUCCUGACCACGUUCGGUUUGGUGCUGCUGGUUCCAGUCCACGUCUGCUCAAACACACUUCAGGGUUUUAAUAUGCCUCAGUUUACCUUUUAACAGGCCUAAGAGCUAAGAGUGAUUUUUACAUUUUUAAAUGUUGAGGGAAAAAAAACAAGACUUUUGUGACAUUUGAAAAUCAUAUUGAAAUCAAAUUUCCGUGUGACCAAAUAAAGCUUCCUGGCACACAGCUGG
Diceros bicornis minor is the source of this 5985-nucleotide messenger RNA. RefSeq names its product zinc finger protein 7 (gene ZNF7). Gene Ontology annotation, molecular function: RNA polymerase II cis-regulatory region sequence-specific DNA binding; DNA-binding transcription repressor activity, RNA polymerase II-specific. Lineage: Eukaryota; Metazoa; Chordata; Mammalia; Perissodactyla; Rhinocerotidae. The coding region runs from base 68 to 2692 and encodes 874 amino acids. The record is from RefSeq and is a predicted model, not a curated record. The transcript is spliced from 5 exons. Gene Ontology annotation, biological process: negative regulation of transcription by RNA polymerase II.